Hyla sarda is the source of this 5513-nucleotide messenger RNA. RefSeq names its product zinc finger protein 850-like. The coding region runs from base 936 to 5441 and encodes 1501 amino acids. Gene Ontology annotation, molecular function: RNA polymerase II cis-regulatory region sequence-specific DNA binding; DNA-binding transcription factor activity. NCBI's taxonomy places the organism in Eukaryota, Metazoa, Chordata, Amphibia, Anura, Hylidae. The record is from RefSeq and is a predicted model, not a curated record. Gene Ontology annotation, biological process: regulation of transcription by RNA polymerase II. The transcript is spliced from 9 exons.
GGCUGCUGCUCUAGGCUCAUCUGCUCAGUGUAUUCAGGACUCUGCAGUCACAUGACCAUUAUCACAGGUCCUUCACACACAAUCUCUUCUAUCUAGCACUGCUGAGCUCCGCCCACUUCUGUCACAUGAUCCUUCCCACAGGUCCUUUAGCCACAGUCACAUCUAUACUGCUAAAUUUUCCUCCAAAUGUACUGGUCACAUGAUUGUGACAUCAUCACAGGUCCUACACCUCCAGCAUGUAGCAGAUACAGAGCAGGUCCUGGUGGGGCAGUCACUGCUGUUGUGUUGUGUGUGGAGAUCUCUCAGAGCAGCAGCCUCUGAUCAUGUGACUCCUCCUCCUCCAUGUGACUGAUCACAUGAUGGUGACAUCAUCGCAGGUCCUGUAAGCACACGGCUCCUCUACAGAUACAGGUUUCUCCAAUCCAGGAUCCUCUGCUGAUAUCUUCUAUAUAAGAGAAUUCUCCUGGAUGACCCAUCAACCAUGGAGAGAGACAGGAACAAGAUGGCCGACAGGAUCAUAAACCUCACCCUACAGAUACUCUUCCGGCUUACUGGAGAGGAUUACACAGUAGUGAAGAAGUCCUCUAGUGGGCGCUGUCGGGCCCCUGUGUGUGAAGGAUGGGGAAGAACCCUGAGCCCAAUCCCGGGGCCCCCACCUCACUCCCUGAUACAUGAGGAAAUUGUUGAACAGAAGAUCCGAGAACUCAUCAACAAGAUGAUGGAGCUGAUGACUGGAGAGGUUCCUAUAAGGUGUCAGGACGUGGCGGUCUAUUUCUCCAUGGAGGAGUGGGAGUAUGUAGAAGGACACAAGGAUCAGUACAAGGAUCAGGUCAUGAUGGAGGAUCAGCAGCCCCUCACAUCACCAGUCAGAUCCAGUAAGAGAACAGCACCAGAGAGGUGUCCCCGUCCUCUUCUUCCACAGGAUGAUCAGGUAGAUGGAGAUAUUCCCUAUGAUCUGUAGAAGGGCUGUGAAGCUCUUGUGGUCAGUCCCCUCACCCUCCAUGACUCCUCAUCUCCUGCUCAUCUAUAACAUCCCACGUGACUUCUCCUACUGUCUGAUGACUUUUACUAUAUUUCUUCCAUAUUUUAUGAGUCAGGGAGAAGAUCUGAACAAUAUUAAUGCUUCAGAGACAGAUGUGAGCAAUGAUGAACAGUAUAAGGAGAACAUUUCUACAGGGAAAGAUCUGAUCUAUAUUAAUGCUACAGACAUAAAGGAAGAAGAGACAGACGUGAGCGGUGAUGAGCAGUAUAAGGAGGACAUUCCUACAGAGAGAGAUCUGAUCUAUAUUAAUGCUACAGACAUAAAGGAAAAAGAAGAGACAGAUGUGAGCGGUAAUGAGCAGUAUAUGGAGGACAUUCCUAAAGGGAAAGAUCUGAUCUAUAGUAAUACUACAGACUUACGGGAAGAAGAGACAGAUGUGAGCGGUGAUGAGCAGUAUAAGGAAGACAUUCCUACAGGUAACCACGCCGAUUCUUGUACCAGGAGAUCAGAGGAGAAUCUUAUAUCUUCAGAUUAUAAAGCAGAUGAUGAUAUCACACAAGAUACAUAUGAAGAACAUUCCAUUAUCCCAGAUACACCCUCAGCCCUUCACAGCCAAGAUCUGUCAUCUCAUCCUUAUAUACAGGUCCUGUCUUCUCACUCAUCACAGGAUGUUCAGCAAAAUAAAGGUCACAGAAGGGGUGUUGGACAUCAACGAGCUCAUACAGUAAAGAAACCAUAUUCAUGCUCCGAAUGUGGGAAAUGUUUUCCUUAUAAAUCACGUCUUGUUGUACAUCAAACAAAUCACACAGGAGAGAAGCCAUUUUCAUGUUCAAUAUGUGGGAAAUGUUUUACUCAGAAAUCAGAACUUGUUGUACAUCAAAUAACUCACACAGGGGAUAAGCCAUAUUCAUGCUCAGAAUGUGGGAAAUGUUUUACCAAGAAAUGUAAUCUUAUUCAACAUCAAAUAACUCACACAGGAGAGAAGCCAUUUUCAUGCUCAGAAUGUGGGAAAUGUUUUACUUUUAAAUCAAGUCUUGUUGUACAUCAGAGAACUCACACAGGAGAGAAGCCAUUUACAUGUUCAGAAUGUGGGAAAUGUUUUACUCAGUCAUCACAUCUUAUUGAACAUCAAAGAACUCACACAGAAGAGAAGCCAUUUUCAUGUUCAGAAUGUGGGAAAUGUUUUACUCAGCAAUCAAGUCUUAUUCAACAUCAAAAAACUCACACAGAGGAGAAGCCUUUUUCAUGUUCUGAAUGUGGGAAAUGUUUUACUCAGCAAUCAAGUCUUAUUCGACAUCAAAAAGCUCACACAGAAGAGAUGCCAUUUUCAUGUUCUGAAUGUGGGAAAUAUUUUACUUUUAAAUCAAGUCUGGUUGUACAUCAAAGAACUCACACAGGAGAGAAGCCAAUUUCAUGCUCAGAAUGUGGGAAAUGUUUUACUUUUAAAUCAAGUCUUGUUGUACAUCAGAGAACUCAAACAGGAGAGAAGCCAUUUUCAUGUUCAGAAUGUGGGAAAUGUUUUACUCAGUCAUCACAUCUUAUUGAACAUCAAAGAACUCACACAGAAGAGAAGCCAUUCUCAUGUUCAGAAUGUGGGAAAUGUUUUACUAAGAAAUCCUAUCUUCUUCAACAUCAAAGAACUCACACAGGAGGCAAGCUGUUUUCAUGUUUAGAAUGUGGGAAAUGUUUUGCUCAGAAAUCAACUCUUCUUCAGCAUCAAAGAACUCACACUGGGGAGAAGUCAACUCAGAUCAAUAAAGGAUCUGCCCCGACAAGUAUUCACCUCAUCAUCCGAGAGCAAGAAGAUAAAUCAUGUGCAGGAAUAUCCCCUCAAAUGUCUCCAUAUAACAUCCUGGAAUUGUAUAGAAUUAAAUGUUUAUUCACAAUACAGGUUCCUAUAAGGUGUCAGGACGUGGCGGUCUAUUUCUCCAUGGAGGAGUGGGAGUAUGUAGAAGGACACAAGGAUCAGUACAAGGAUCAGGUCAUGAUGGAGGAUCAGCAGCCCCUCACAUCACCAGUCAGAUCCAUUAAGAGAACAGCAGCAGAGAGGUGUCCCUGUCCUCUAAAUGAGCAGAAUAUGGAGGACAUUACUACAGAGAAAGAUCUGAUCUAUAUUAAUGCUACAGACAUAAAGGAUGAAGAAGAGACAGACGUGAGCAAUGAGCAGUAUAAGGAGGACAUUCCUGCAGGGAAAGAUCUGAUCUAUAUUAAUGCUACAGACAUAAAGAAAGAAGAAGAGACAUAUGUUAGCAGUGAUGAGCAGCAUAAGGAGAACAUUCCUACAGGGAAAGAGCUUAUCAAUAUUUAUGCUACAGACAUAAAGAAAGAAGAAGAGACAGAUGUGAGCGGUGAUGAGCAGUAUAAGGAGGACAUUCCUACAGGGAAACAUCUGAGCUCUAUUAAUGCUACAGACCUAAAGGAAGAAGAAGAGACAGAUGUAAGCAGUGAUGAACAGUAUAAGGAGGGCAUUUCUACAGGGAAAGAUCUUAUCUAUAUUUAUGCUACAGACAUAAAGAAAGAAGAAGAGACAGAUGUGAGCGGUGAUGAGCAGUAUAAGGAGGACAUUCCUACAGGGAAACAUCUGAGCUCUAUUAAUGCUACAGACCUAAAGGAAGAAGAAGAGACAGAUGUAAGCAGUGAUGAACAGUAUAAGGAGGGCAUUUCUACAGGGAGAGAUCUGCUCUAUAUUAAUGCUACAGACAUAAAGAAAGAAGAAGAGACAGAUGUGAGCAGUGAUGAGCAGUAUCAGGAGGGCAUUUCUACAGGUAACUGCCCAGAUUCUUGUACCAGGAGAUCAGAGGAGAAUCUUAUAUCUUCAGAUUAUAAAGCAGAUGAUGAUAUCACACAAGAUACAUAUGAAGAACAUUCCAUUAUCCCAGAUACACCCUCAGCCCUUCACAGCCAAGAUCUGUCAUCUCAUCCUUAUAUACAGGUCCUGUCUUCUCAGUCAUCACUGGAUGUUCAGCUAAAUAAAAGUCACAGAAGGGGUGUUGGACAUCAACGAGCUCAUACAGGAAAGAAACCAUAUUCAUGCUCAGAAUGUGGGAAAUGUUUUACUAAGAAAUCAGAUCUUGUUAAACAUCAAAUAACUCACACAGUGGAGAAGCCAUUUUCAUGUUCAGAAUGUGGGAAAUGUUUUCCUUUUAAAUCAGGUCUUGUUAUACAUCAAAGAACUCACACAGGAGAGAAGCCAUUUUCAUGUUCAGAAUGUGGAAAAUGUUUUAGUCAGAAAUCAGACCUUGUUCAUCAUCAAAGAACUCACACAGGAGAGAAGCCAUUUUCAUGUUCAGAAUGUGGGAAAUGUUUUCCUUUUAAAUCAGGUCUUGUUGUACAUCAAAUAACUCACACAGGGGAGAAGCCAUUCUCGUGUUCAGAAUGUGGAAAAUGUUUUAGUCUUCAAUCAAAUCUUGUUCAACAUCAAAGAACUCACACAGAGGAGAAGCCAUUUUUAUGUUCAGAAUGUGGGAAAUGUUUCUCUCACAAAUCAAGUCUUGUUAAACAUCAAAUAUCUCACACAGAGGAGAAGCCAUUUUCAUGUGCAGAGUGUGGGAAACAUUUUACCCAGAAAUCCUAUCUUGUUGAACAUCAAAGAACUCACACAGGGGAGAAGCCAUUUUCAUGUGCAGAAUGUGGGAAAUGUUUUGUUCAGAAAUCCGAUCUUGUUAAACAUCAAAGAACUCACACAGGGGAGAAGCCAUUUUCAUGUGCAGAAUGUGGGAAAUGUUUUACUCAGAAAUCAGACCUUGUUGUACAUCAAAGAACUCACACAGGAGAGAAGCCAUUUUCAUGUUCAGAAUGUGGGAAAUGUUUUACUCAGAAAUCAGAUCUUGUUCAUCAUCAAAGAACUCACACAGGAGAGAAGCCAUUUUUAUGUUCAGAAUGUGGGAAAUGUUUCUCUCACAAAUCAAGUCUUGUUAAACAUCAAAGAUCUCACACAGAGGAGAAGCCAUUUUCAUGUGCAGAGUGUAGGAAACUUUUUACCCAGAAAUCCUAUCUUGUUGAACAUCAAAGAACUCACACAGGGGAGAAGCCAUUUUCAUGUGCAGAAUGUGGGAAAUGUUUUGCUCAGAAAUCAGAUCUUGUUAAACAUCAAAGAACUCACACAGGGGAGAAGCCAUUUUCAUGUGCAGAAUGUGGGAAAUGUUUUACUCAGAAAUCAGACCUUGUUGUACAUCAAAGAACUCACACAGGAGAGAAGCCAUUUUCAUGUCCAGAAUGUGGGAAAUGUUUUUGUUUUAAAUCAGGUCUUGUUGUACAUCAAAGAACUCACACAGGAGAAAAGCCCUUUCCAUGUUCAGAAUGUGGAAAAUGUUUUAUUCAGAAAUCAGACCUUGUUGUACAUCAAAGAACUCACACAGGAGAGAAGCCAUUUUCAUGUGCAGAAUGUGAAAAAUGUUUUGCUGAUAAAUCACAUCUUGUCAGACAUCAAAGGAUUCACACAGGAAAGAAGCCAAUUUAGAGUAAUAUAUAUUAACAAUGUGCACAGGAUAGUUGACAGAUAUAUAUAUAAGUUUUUUCCCUUGUUUUUUAU